Messenger RNA from Mycena indigotica, 834 nucleotides. Its product is annotated as Acyl-binding protein. Gene Ontology annotation, molecular function: protein binding; fatty-acyl-CoA binding. Lineage: Eukaryota; Fungi; Basidiomycota; Agaricomycetes; Agaricales; Mycenaceae. The record is from RefSeq and is a predicted model, not a curated record. Gene Ontology annotation, cellular component: nucleus; cytoplasm. Bases 1 to 834 code for a protein of 277 amino acids. The transcript has 5 exons.
AUGACGGGCAGGGCAAAGUGGGACGCGUGGACAAACACGGGCGGGGCAGUCACGAGCAAGGCAGAAGCAGAGGCGCGGUAUGUAGCAAUCGCGGAGAGUCUGGGCUGGAAGGGACCUUUUGGUGAAGACAACAACUGGGACAACGAAGACAGCGGAGGCGGGGGCAGCGGGAUGGGCACGGCGGUGAGCGCGAUGGCCCGCCCUGAGGCUGUGCAGGACAACAGUCUGCAUGGGCUGGCGGUGGCGAAUCGGGCGGACGAGCUUGCGCUGCUGGAUGGGUCAGGCGUCGACUGGGACGCGCGCGAUGAAUUCGGCUACACGGCGCUGCACCUCGCAGCGGACAGGGGCCACACGCUGGUGGUCCAGCUGCUGCUGCAGCGCGGCGCGGACCGCAACAUCCAGGACGAGGACGGGCUGACGGCGGCAGAGCUCGCGGAGGCGGCGGGGCACGACGGAAUUCGAGCUUUUCGCGGAUGUCCGCUAGUGUCUGCGGUGGCUGCAACUUUUGCUUCUGCGACUUUUGCUUCUGGCCCUCGCGGGUGGUACACCGACCCCGGCUUCAAAAUAUUUCCCUGUCUCAACUCCAACAAUCUGACCGCCGCCCCGCUCGGCACCGCACCGACAUGCAGCCAAUACCUUAUCCUAUCCACGCUCCACUGGACGGUCUUGUUUUUCUGGCCCAGCUCGACAUGCGGGUUGUACACGCCCAGCAGCUCCGCGGGCCGUGCGUCCCGCCGCCCCCCCGUCCACCGCGACCAGGUGGAACACCUUCGCGUGUGCCCGCCCGUGCAGCGCCAGCCGCAGCCGCAUUGGCAUUGUAGUGGUGGUGGUUAA